This is a messenger RNA of Diprion similis, 1102 nucleotides long. RefSeq names its product protein D3-like. The record is from RefSeq and is a predicted model, not a curated record. The transcript has 5 exons. NCBI's taxonomy places the organism in Eukaryota, Metazoa, Arthropoda, Insecta, Hymenoptera, Diprionidae. The coding region runs from base 68 to 670 and encodes 200 amino acids.
CUUCACCGACGUUGUCGCAGUUUCUCGGAGUCGGUUGAAUUGUUUAAACGACUACAAGUCAGCGGCAAUGAAGGCUUUGCUAACAGCAACUUUAUUCUGCACAAUCGGAUUCGCGCUUGCCGACGUUGCGAGCGAGUUUCAGGCGGCAAACAUUACGUCUGACAUUUUGGCAGGUCGCUAUCCGAUAGAUUUGAUCGAGGUGAAGUAUGGAAACAACGUCGUAAAUCUGGGCAACGAGCUGACGCCGACACAGGUGAAGGAUAUUCCAGAGGUCCACUUCAAACAUGAAGGCGGUGUUCUUUACACGCUGGCAAUGACAGAUCCGGACGUACCUACACGAGGCUACAAUCGUGAAUUCAACCAUUGGCUUGUUGGUAACAUCCCUGAGGACUCUGUCGAAAAGGGAGAAGUCCUGGCGGAAUAUGUUGGCUCUGGACCACCACAAGGCACAGGAUUACAUCGCUACGUUUUCCUUGUUUAUCGGCAAAAUCAGGGCGCCAUAACUUUCGACGAGAGACGUUUGAGCGCAAGAGACGGUAAACAAAGGAUGCGAUAUUCAGUUCGGAAGUUCGCCGAAAAGUAUAAUUUGGAGGGCCCUAUUGCAGGAAACUUUUACCGUGCACAGUAUGACGAUUAUGUCCCCAACGUUCACAAACAGCUUGGAUUCUGAUCACGAGAUUCAGAAAAAUCUGCUUUUUUAAUUAUGAAUACGAGUAAACUACACAAACACAUUAUAAGAAACUAAAUUAUAUAUGUCUAUACCUAUAUAGGAAUACGGAGGCGUACGAGAAUGACAAAUGUGUGUAGCAAAAAUUUGUUAAAUAAACUGAUUGCAAAUUGUUCUUUAUGGAACAUUCAUUUUAUUUCAAUAUAAAACACUCACUAUCCCGAUUUGCAACUCCAACCAACACAAACACUAGGAAGAUGAUAAUGAAAUAACGAUUUAUGAAUUAUAGAUACUUAAUAAUCCUCAUAGGAUUAAGAAAUGUACAUUAUGCCACAUAGAUUCAAUUGGAUGCACUUAUACACCAAUUCAGGUAGCUGUCAUUACAGAACAAUGCAAUGCAUGUAUCAAGGAUAUAUGCGUAAUAUAUCUUUGGUG